UCCCAGAAAUGCAGAAAUCUUUUCUCACACCACUUCUAGCUGACUUCCUCGUCCGGCCGCCGCGGGACUCAGAGCUACUCUUCAGUUUGCUUUUUGCUCCAGUUACCUCACUAACCUCCUCGGCCCCCCCAUCAUGCUUUUCCAGCGUUUUCUCCUAACCGGAGCUCUGCUCUCAUUGGCUGUACCCCCGCUGGUCGCCAUGGAGACGUGUCCAUCAACAGGAAUGCCAGGACUUCCAGGUAUUCCCGGAGUUCCUGGUAGAGAUGGUCGUGAUGGAGAGAAAGGAGAAAAAGGAGAUCCAGGAGCAGAAUGGCGCGGUGGCCACGGGCCUCAGAAGGGCCUGAAAGGUGAACCGGGGCUGUUGGGACAUGCUGGCAAACGAGGUCAGUCAGGGGAGCCAGGAGAACCAGGCAUUUCAGGGAUUCCCGGGCCUCCAGGGGAGCCAGGAGAAGCUGGGUCUGCUGCAGCUCAGCAGAAGGCUGCCUUCAGCGUGGCCAGAGGGACCACAGAGUUUCCAGACAAAGCCAGCGUCAUUCGGUUCACCAAAGUCAUAACUAACAUCCAGAGUGACUACGAUCCAGAAACGGGACACUUCAGGUGUCGGGUCCCAGGGAUGUACUACUUUGUGUUUCACGCUACUCUGGGGGAAAAACUCUGCGUGCUGAUGAAGCUCGACAACAAUCUGCUGACAUCUUUUUGUGAUCUUCGUCGCAGGAAACAGGUGACUUCAGGCGGUUUGGCAGUCUACGUGUCACAGGGUCAGGAGGUUUGGCUGGAGACCAAAGACCACCGAGGGAUGACAGCGAACGAGAAUGGUUACAGCAUCUUCUCUGGGUUUCUGCUUCACCCUUAUUGAUGUGUAAGAUGGAAGGUCUGCUAGAGUUUGAUAGCAUAAUGACUCUGUAAAAGUGUGUGUUACUUUUCUUCUUUGUGUUAGUGUUUGUAACAAGGUGUCCUCUUAUUCAAUUUUACUGAAAAGCCAAACUGAGACAUUCGGGAAUUGCAAUGUCAAUUGCUGCAAAUGAUCAGAUGUGUCAAAUUUUAAAAGUAUCUGCCAUUUCAGCUUUAAGUGAUUUAUUCAGUUGGAUGUAUUAACUCUAGGUCACCAAUAAAAUUAUUUUCUGCUAAAGCCAAA
Fundulus heteroclitus (mummichog) is the source of this 1135-nucleotide messenger RNA. RefSeq names its product complement C1q subcomponent subunit C. Gene Ontology annotation, molecular function: protein binding. The transcript is spliced from 7 exons. Lineage: Eukaryota; Metazoa; Chordata; Actinopteri; Cyprinodontiformes; Fundulidae. The coding region runs from base 134 to 856 and encodes 240 amino acids. The record is from RefSeq and is a predicted model, not a curated record.